AACAACUGCAAAUAGUACACAAACAAUAUGGCGUCGAUCACGUCGGAAAACGACGAUUCCGACGACAAUUUAUCGGUUUCCUCGUCGUUGUCGGGGUCGAGCGGCUCGGGGGGCGCCAGCGCGCCCUCCAUAAGGGCCCCCUCGCCAGUGGCGAGCGGUUGGGGCCCCCGGGGGCGGCGCAAUCUCGUCCAAAACCUCCGCGAUCGACAGCUGUUCGGCCGCUUUGCCCGCAGCCCCAGGGCUCCCCUUGAGAGGACGCUUUGCAGGCCGCGCGAGUAUUCUCUGUUGUUGUUGGUUGGCCAGGCCAGUGCACUCGACCACACACUGAUGGGCUUCACGCAAUGCGGCCAGUACAUGCUCAGCUACACGACACGAAGUUGCAACGUCGCAUCCAGCCAUCCGAUCUACUCGCUCAGCUACGAGUACGAGCUCUACGUGUGGCUGUUCAGUCCGGGCGUGCCGCUGCGCCACGUUUCGAAACAUCGCAUCUUCGGGCACUUCAAGUCGUACUGCCCAUUGGAACGCAUCCUUUUCAUGCAGUUCCCCAACGACGCCACCAAGAUCGUCUGUUAUGGAAACGAGUGA
Molecule: messenger RNA, 585 nt
Organism: Dendroctonus ponderosae (mountain pine beetle)
Lineage: Eukaryota; Metazoa; Arthropoda; Insecta; Coleoptera; Curculionidae
Product: DDB1- and CUL4-associated factor 15
Exons: 3
Coding region: 28-585 (185 amino acids)
Biological process (GO): protein ubiquitination
Cellular component (GO): Cul4-RING E3 ubiquitin ligase complex
Source: RefSeq, a predicted model, not a curated record